AGUAACCACGUGAUUCACGUACUGGAUAAAAGAUGACUGUCUCCUACACUGCCGAGGUAGCCACUUGCAGAGGCCUCGGGUGCUUCCUCAAGUUAUUACUCAGAUGGCGAGCGAGCAUUUACAAACUUGUCUGGCUCGAUCUCACACUCUUCCUCUUUAUCUACUAUUCUCUCUCCGGCAUUUACCGAUUGCUGUUGAACGAGACACAAAAGAAGACGUUCGAAUCUGUGGUAGCGUACUGCAACGAGUACAGCGACCUGAUACCACUGUCAUUCGUCCUAGGUUUCUAUGUCAGUAUCGUCAUGACCAGAUGGUGGAAUCAAUAUAUGACGAUACCAUGGCCUGAUUCCAUCGCAGUCUUCGUAUCAGCCACUAUACAUGGGAACGAUGACCGCGGUCGUCUAAUGCGUCGAACAAUCGUUAGGUACGUGUGCGUUUGUCUGACUAUGGUUCUAACAAACGUUGCACCGCGUGUAAAAAAGAGAUUUCCUACUCUAGAGCAUUUCGUGGAGAGUGGCUUGUUACUGGACAAUGAAUUAUUGAUAUUUCAAAAUCUAAAUGCGAAAUUCCCGAAGCCAAGUAAACAUUGGCUGCCGAUAGUUUGGGCUUCUAGUAUCGUGACCCGAGCUCGACAGGAAGGUCGAAUACGUGACGAUUUUGCGGUGAAAACUCUAAUUGAUGAACUUAACAGGUUCCGUGGAAUGUGCGGCAGUAUAUCGCAUUACGACACAAUCAGCGUCCCGUUAGUGUAUACUCAGGUCGUAACAUUAGCCGUCUAUACAUAUUUUUUGACUACUGUGAUGGGUCGUCAAUGGGUUCAAAAGUCAAACUCGGACAUAGAUCUGUACUUUCCAGUAUUCGCGACGUUGCAAUUCUUUUUCUAUAUGGGCUGGUUAAAAGUAGCCGAAACGUUAAUCAAUCCAUUCGGCGAGGACGACGAUGACUUCGAAGUAAACUGGUUAAUCGAUCGUAAUUUGCAAGUGAGCUAUCUAAUUGUCGAUGAGAUGCAUCACGAUCAUCCUGAACUCAUACGUGAUCAAUAUUGGGAUGAAAUAUUCCCUGCGGAGCUCCCGUAUACCGCAGCAGCACAACCCUACCGCGAGGAACCUCCUGAACCUUCAACAGCCGGUAUACAAUUGUCUGCCGCGCAACAAGAAUUGCAACCAUCGUCGAUUAAAAUUGACGAGAUGAUAGCGACGGACGAUCAGAAAUUCCGCACCGAUAUCGCCGACGAUGCUGCAUCAGGAAUACAUUUUAUCGCAGGAAAACUGUCCCGAAGCAAUACAGACAGCACCGAGAGAUUAAUAAGAAGCGCCAGUAGAGUAAGCAAUCGAGAUCGCAAUAUCAGCAGUGGUUCGACUCCUAGCAAUUUGGGUGAGUCCCUUACGAGGGUAGCCAGCGUCACCAACGCACUUAAGCGAUUGUUUAGCAAAGAUGACAGGACGGAUGGGAAUACUGCGAAUACCGCCAAAACCACGGGAAAGAUGUCGAGCAUGGGUUCAACAGCUUCAUUGCAGCAACGACCACCUGGUGCAGGUGGUUCCAUGAGAAUAGGCGUCAUUGAGGAAGUGGACGAGCAGAUGACAUUGACAUCGUUAAGACAAGCGAACGAAAACAGACCUCACGUACAAAGUAUAUUUCCGCAAGGUCCGCCACCUGCGAGUGAUCCCGUUGACGUUCCCGGUGCCGCACAAUCUUACAGCCGUGAGAUAUUCUCCAGGAGUGCACCCGCGCGUGCGGCAGCUUUAACGAUAGCCGGCAGUACGGAAUUCCCGUUCGAAAGGCGGAACAUUUUAAGAACCCAGGAAUCCACACAUUCGAUGAGGUCGAGCACCGUUUAUGAACCAGCGCCUAGUUAUACCGGUAGUGGAAUAAAUGACGACUUGCGUAGUACAUCAAGCACCUCUUCUAGUGACGUUGGCGCAAGCGAAUUUACGAAAUUGAAAACCGAAAGGAAGGAGAAAAGACGUAACCGGAAACUCACUCGAAGUGCUAGUGGCCUAAACGAAGAUGAAUCGAGAAGCCCUCACGAUUCGGAAACUCUUCUACUAACGGAAUUAGCGGACGCAUCGCGACAAAGUAUGAGGAAACAAAGUGAUAGAAACGAUGAAAUUUAGGAAAAAUACGAUGAUUUUUGAUAUUAGUUCGUCUAAAUAAACUUGAAUAACAAAUAAUUCAAUCAAAGUAAGAAAAUAACGUGACAAUACAUCAUAUAAAUGACAAUUUUGUUACAUGUCUGCGAUGUACUUAUGAAAUAAGUUUUAUGAAACAAGUUCACCAUCAAACAACGAUAAUCAUGUAAUAAUGUUACAUGUACAUA
Messenger RNA from Cyphomyrmex costatus, 2320 nucleotides. Its product is annotated as bestrophin-4. The transcript is spliced from 9 exons. The record is from RefSeq and is a predicted model, not a curated record. Bases 33 to 2117 code for a protein of 694 amino acids. NCBI's taxonomy places the organism in Eukaryota, Metazoa, Arthropoda, Insecta, Hymenoptera, Formicidae. Gene Ontology annotation, molecular function: chloride channel activity.